This is a messenger RNA of Centruroides sculpturatus (bark scorpion), 2661 nucleotides long. RefSeq names its product patched domain-containing protein 3-like. The record is from RefSeq and is a predicted model, not a curated record. The transcript is spliced from 3 exons. The coding region runs from base 1 to 2661 and encodes 886 amino acids. Gene Ontology annotation, cellular component: membrane. Lineage: Eukaryota; Metazoa; Arthropoda; Arachnida; Scorpiones; Buthidae.
AUGAUGAUUGGAAUUGCUUACCAUUAUCUUUCUCAAGCAUUUCAAAAACACGGAAUAAAUAUUUCACGAAAUACUUCGUGGUAUAUAACGGUACCCAUUUUCGUGACACUGAUAUUAGCAACGGGACUUCAAAAUUUCCAUCACGAUCUAGACGAAGACUCCAUAGUUCCAACCGGAGGAAUUAUCGACAAGUACAAAUCACGAUUGAUGCAAUUGUUUCCCACUAAUUUUAAACGUAAUUUCGACCCGGCAAGAGUAUUACGGAACAUUCAUUACGGAACUGUCAUUGUCCAAGCUUUUGACGGAGGAUCGGUUCUUCGAGAAUUUAUCUUUCGAGAAAUCGUAAGUUUGGAUCGAGAAAUUCAAAACUUUGUUAUUAACGAGGAAGGUUGGAAAUACAAAGAUAUAUGCGCGAAGAAUGAAGGAAAAUGUUACGUGAAUAAAAUACUUCUGCUAGAAAACAAACUUAAAGAAUUCAAAAGUGAUACAUUCCGCUUGAAAUACCCCAAUGGCAAUAUUAGCAGAAAUUACGACGUUUUAACUUUGGGUGGUGUAGAAUUGAACGAAGAAGGUUACGUAUUAUCUGCCAAGUCUGUUAAAUUGUUCUAUUUUUUAUACGAUUCGAAUAAAUUAGCAGAAGAAAUAGCCAUAAAGUGGGAGAAUCGAUUCGUGGACACGUUGAAUAAACUGAACUUUUCUUAUAUUAAAAUUAAUAAAGACGUGUCUCAUUCCAGGGACGAAUCGAAAAAGCAACUUUUUCUGGCUACCCUUAAAUAUAUCCCGAGUUCUCUUGUAUUAAUGAUGACAUUUACCAUUGUAAGCUGUUUAACACCAGAUUUUCUGCGAAGUAAACCUUGGACCGGAAUCAUGUCCUCGGUAUCCACUGGGAUGAGCAUAAUUUCGGGAUUUGGUUUAUUACAGUAUGCGGGUAUUGGAGUGUCUCCUAUGGAAACAAUGGUUCCGUUUCUGAUUUUAGGUAUUGGUAUGGACGAUACAUUUGUCAUACUAAAAGCGUGGAUGAAAACCGAUCCCACGAAAUCUGUGCAAGAAAGAAUGGCCGAAACGUUCUCGGAAUCGGGCGUAUCUAUCACCAUUACUUCUCUUACCAACAUUGCUUCCUUUUCUGCGGGAAUAUUUAUCGCUACUAUUCCUAUGUAUGAAAAAUUUUGCAUGUUUAUGGCGGUGUGUUUGAUCUUCGAUUAUGUUUAUCAAAUUACCUUCGUUGCAGCCAUUCUAGUUCUUUGCGGAAGAGCGGAACAAUAUCGUUUACAUUCCUUGAUAUUCAUAAAAUUUCCAGAAAACGAAACUUUAUUACAGAGAAUUUUCUGUUUCGUACGUCCAGAAGAUUCGAAGAACGAAAAGGACAACAAACCCAUAGUCACUCUCACAAAAUUUGUCGACAUUUUUAACAAAGUGAUGAAGAAAAGGUUGACAGCAAUCGUUGUUUUGUUAGUGUAUUUUAUUUAUUUGGGAAUUUCGAUAUGGGGAUUAACAAAAUUUUCUUACGAACAAGAAUUAGACAUGAAUUUAGUUCACGGCACUUAUCGAUAUUAUUAUCAUAAAACGAAUGAAAAGUAUUACAAUCAAUACAAGUACAGAUUACAAUUGUACAUCACAGAGGAAUUAGAUUAUUCAAAUCCCAUUACUCAACGAAAUGUGGAAGAUAUGUUACAAACUCUCGAAUCGGAUCCUCUAAUCGCUGGAUCUUUGACCGAAUCCUGGUUCAGAAGCUAUUUACAGUUUAUUUCGGACAACAGAAUUAAUUCUUUUAUCAACGGAUAUAAUCUUACAAACUCGGAAGAUUUCAUUUUCGUACUUCGGAAAUUAUUCUUACGCAUUCCAGAAGCGAAAAGAUUCGGACACGACAUCUCUUUCAACGCCAACUUCACGAAAAUCGUUUCUAGUCGUUUCUUCUUUCAAACAAACAUUACGAAGAACGGAAGCGAUUUUUACAAUCAAUUUAAUAAUUUUAGAGAAAAGUUGAAUUCUUUUCCCUUCUCCACUGUCGUGUAUCAUCCAUUGUUUUACCAUUUCGAUAUUCUCGACGCCAUACCUACAACUACCAUUCAGACUUUAUGCAUUGUGUUGUUCACCGUUUUUAUUAUAUCCUGCACCAUGCUACCAAAUGUCAUUUGUAUCGUUUGUGUAUUGUUCAGCAUAAUUUCGGUAGGAGCCGGUGUUAUGGGUUUCAUGUUCCUUUUAAUUGUUGGGCUUAAUAUCACUUCUGUGUCUGUUCUGAUUGUUGUUAUCGGGUAUUCUGUCGAUUACGCCGCACACGUUUCCUGCGCGUAUAUAUCUGCCGCAGAGAAUUGCCCGGAUAAACGUUUGGAGAAUGCAAUAAGUAUGACGGCAACUCCCAUUGUACAAGGUAGUAUGACUACGAUACUCGCAAUUAUAGCGGCGUUAAACGUUUCGGAAAAAGAAACACUGUUGUCCAUUAAAAUUAUCAUCUUAGCCUGUAUAAUCGCAGGUAUUCAUGGGAUAGCGUUUGUUCCCAUAAUUAUCUCGUUGAUCGAUAGAAUUUUUCAAAAGUACCAUUAUUUAAGAAGCAAAUGGAAGAGUUCAAAGACCAACGCUAAGGAGACAGAGAGGAACACGAACACAUCCACGACACAAAGUACAGGAAUUAAUAUUAUCUACGUGACUGACAGUACUUUGUAA